Geodia barretti is the source of this 279-nucleotide messenger RNA. Lineage: Eukaryota; Metazoa; Porifera; Demospongiae; Tetractinellida; Geodiidae. The record is from the annotation of a GenBank genome assembly.
CUGGCGGAUGGACCAGACGAAUUCCUCCUCACUCUGUACAAUCUCAGAGGCUGGCUGGGUCUAGGAGCUGAUGUCGGUGCCCCUGAGUUGAUUGAUGUGGCUCUGACCAGGAUCAACUCCAACGUCUCUAACUACGAUGUCUUCAUUAGGAUGCUGCCUGACACUGGCACCAUGAAAGCUAUUGUGGAUGCUAUCAUAGAUAUGUGUCCACUUUCCAGAACAGCAGUUGGAAGAAGAGAUCCUGACCCUGUGCCGCUGUCCCAGAAAGCCUCAUACCUU